AUGGGCUGGGAUGAGGCUGGGUUCGAGACCCUGGGACUGUGGGUCCCUGUGCUGGCUGUCCUGCUGCUGGGAGUCUGCCAGGCACAUCCCAUCCCUGACUCCAGCCCCCUCCUCCAAUUCGGGGGCCAAGUCCGGCAGCGGCAUCUCUACACAGACGACGCCCAGGAGACAGAAGCCCACCUGGAGAUCAGGGCGGAUGGCACAGUGACAGGGGCUGCCCACCGGAGCCCUGAAAGUCUCUUAGAGCUGAAAGCCUUGAAGCCAGGAGUUAUUCAAAUCCUGGGAGUCAUGACAUCCAGAUUUCUGUGCCAGAGGCCAGAUGGGACACUGUACGGAUCGCUCCAUUUUGAUCCUGAGGCCUGCAGCUUCCGGGAACUGCUUCUUGAGGAUGGAUACAACGUUUACCAGUCAGAGGCCCAUGACCUCCCACUGCGCAUGCCCCAUCACAACUCCCCAUCCCGGGACCUGGCCCCCAGGGGACCAGCCCGCUUCCUGCCACUGCUGGGCCUGCCCCCAGUACCUCUGGAGCCACCAGGGAUCCUGGCCCCAGAGCCCCCCGAUGUGGGUUCCUCGGACCCUCUGAGCAUGGUGGGGCCUUCACAUGGCCAAAGCCCCAGCUAUGCUUCCUGA
Molecule: messenger RNA, 630 nt
Organism: Cynocephalus volans (Philippine flying lemur)
Lineage: Eukaryota; Metazoa; Chordata; Mammalia; Dermoptera; Cynocephalidae
Gene: FGF21
Product: fibroblast growth factor 21
Exons: 3
Coding region: 1-630 (209 amino acids)
Biological process (GO): regulation of cell migration; cell differentiation; positive regulation of cell population proliferation
Cellular component (GO): cytoplasm; extracellular region
Molecular function (GO): fibroblast growth factor receptor binding; growth factor activity
Source: RefSeq, a predicted model, not a curated record